GAAAUUAUGCCAACAUCUUCUUCAGUAUUGCUGAUCAUCUGCAGCUGUACAGCUUCUGGCAUUUUUCUCUCGGAAGUAGGGGCUGCUUUUCUUCCGAAAAAGGGACUGGCACCUUACCUCACCAGGGAACGAGUUUUUGUUGAGCCAGAUAAACGGCCAUUUUGUAAUGCUUUCACAGGGUGCGGUAGGAAGCGAUCCAACCUUCCCGCUCUAGCCGACAACGGCGAGGAAAUGGACGAAUCGAUCAACAGCCUGCUAGAGUUGAGCGCCGAACCCGCCGUGGAGGACCUCUCGCGGCAAAUAAUGUCCGAGGCGAAACUGUGGGAGGCCAUCCAGGAGGCGAACGUGGAGCUGAACAGACGGAAGUCGCCGCUAGAUGGCAUGCAGGCUGAUGAGGCGGUGCCUGCCAAGAGCGCUGUAGCCAGUUGCGCGCUACCGCCAUGUUACAUUUAG
This is a messenger RNA of Phaedon cochleariae (mustard beetle), 453 nucleotides long. NCBI's taxonomy places the organism in Eukaryota, Metazoa, Arthropoda, Insecta, Coleoptera, Chrysomelidae. The record is from the annotation of a GenBank genome assembly.